Nerophis lumbriciformis (worm pipefish) is the source of this 3924-nucleotide messenger RNA. Lineage: Eukaryota; Metazoa; Chordata; Actinopteri; Syngnathiformes; Syngnathidae. The record is from RefSeq and is a predicted model, not a curated record.
AUGGCCUCGCGAGUCUUGUUUCAGCCAUCACACCUGCACUCAGCUCAAACAAGUGCCUUAGGAGCCAGUAACAGCAACCACAAAGGGGAAGCCCAUAACACCACUAGAGCCUUUCCCAUAAAACCCCCACCAAAAACCUAUGUUAUUGGAGUCAACUACGGAAUAGCCUACCCCAACAACGUAUUCCCAUCAACAGUUGAUGACUUUGAAAGACUGCACGGGGUGUCAGCAAUUGAAGAAAGUGAGGGGAGGGUUCCACGUCAAUUGGGCUCGUACUCUUUGAAGAGAAGAGGAAAAGGCCUUGUUGGGAUCCAAGAUUGUCAGGGCAAAGGACCACAGGAACGGAGAAUAUUUGAAGGCGAAAGGGAAACAAACGAAGCAGAUGGGGAACAUGCAAACCCAGAAUCAGGUGUGAUCCAGAGAUGCAAACAGAAGAGAGGUAAAGUUGUAGAACUGCAGCAGGAUAACAACUGUGUUGAAACCAUGCAGAUAGUGGAGGAGAUAUCUGAUCUACCUUCACUGCCUGCUUCCACUACAAUGUUGCAAACCAGUACGGGAAAUCGUGAGGUUGCUAAAGUUGGGGCUAAGGGCACCCUGCCUUGUAAAGACAAGGUUGGGGUGUCUGCUGUCGUUGAGAAUGAUUCAAAUGGGGCAAAAAUCAGGUCUAACGUCACUACUGAGGUGAUGACUAAUGCAAACAGAUCAGGAACAGGAGAUGGUGACUAUCAAUUAGUUCAGCAUGAGGUUCUCUGCUCAUUGAAGCACAGCUAUGAGGUGUUGGAGUUUCUUGGACGUGGCACUUUUGGUCAGGUGGUGAAGUGCUGGAAGAGGGGAACAAAUGAAGUGGUGGCUGUCAAAAUACUGAAGAACCACCCAUCGUAUGCACGUCAGGGACAAAUUGAGGUGGAGAUACUUGCUCGCUUGAGUAGUGAGAACGCAGAUGAAUACAAUGUGGUGCGCGCUCUAGAGUGCUUUCAGCACCGCAGUCACACUUGUUUGGUGUUUGAGAUGCUGGAGCAAAACCUAUAUGACUUCCUUAAGCAGAACAAGUUCAGCCCACUGCCACUCAAAAUCAUCAGGCCUAUACUGCUGCAGGUAGCAACAGCGUUAAAGAAACUGAAGUCAUUGGGUUUGAUUCAUGCUGACCUGAAACCUGAGAACAUCAUGCUGAUAGACCCAUCCAGACAGCCAUACAGAGUUAAAGUUAUUGACUUUGGCUCUGCCAGCCAUGUUUCGAAGGCUGUCUGCUCCACCUACUUGCAAUCCAGAUACUACAGAGCUCCAGAGAUUAUUUUGGGUCUGCCAUUUUGUGAAGCGAUUGAUAUGUGGUCAUUGGGAUGCGUUAUUGCUGAGCUCUUCCUCGGUUGGCCCCUCUACCCUGGUGCUUUGGAAUAUGAUCAGAUACGCUAUAUCUCUCAGACGCAAGGCCUACCUGCGGAACAUCUGCUCAACAAAGGCACCAAGACCUCACGUUUUUUCUACAAAGACGCAGAAUCUCCUUGCCCCUCAUGGAGACUUAAAACAACAGAAGAGCACGAGAAAGAGACCGGACUAAAAUCGAAAGAAGCAAGAAAAUAUAUCUUCAGUAGUCUGGAGGACAUUGCAAAUGUGAACUUCGUGUUGAGUCCAGACAACAAUGACAUGCAGGCAGAGAAAACAGACAGGAGAGAAUUUGUCUCUCUACUGAAGAGCAUGCUCCUGAUAGACGCAGAGGACAGAACUGUUCCCUCUAAUGUUCUGAGUCACCCUUUCCUCACCAUGACUCAUCUGUUAGACCACCCACAUAGUAACCAUGUACAGUCAUCUUUUCGCAUAAUGGACAUGUGUCAUGGCCGCACCAACAGUGCAGUUUUUGAUGCAUUGAACCAGAACACCACUCAUUUCUCAAGACCCACUGGUGGUCCCACUGCAUCCACUGGUCUCCCUGUGGGCUACAACAACGUACCAGUUCACACUCAGUCGAUUACACAAUCUGCUCCUUCAGUGAUGCAUCCUGGGAUUCCUUUGACAGCAAGAAAUGGUCAUUUUGGGUGUAGUGACUCCUUCCCACCUAUUCUUCUAUGUCCACCGAACAUUCAAGGUAACCUCAACCAAUCGGUCAGAUACUCUGUUCCUAUGGUACCUCAGGCUCCGCCAAUCCGGGCACUCCAAGUGAGGCCAAGUGUAUUAACACAGCCAGCCUGGUCUAACAGAGGUCAGCAGCUCCUGUUGCAAGCCACCUGGCCACAGAUGGCUGCUGUCGGUGUGCCCCCGACUCACGCUGUUCCACCAACAUCUUCCCUAACCAAUGACACCACAGUCCGUGCCCCAAGAAUCGGCGAAUGGGGGAAAUUGCGGUAUAAUACAUUGAUGCAACAACCGCUCCUGACCAACCACAUACCAGCUGUCUCUACACAUCAGCCACUCAAUAUAGGCAUAGCGCAUGUUGUAUGGCCUCAGUCAACUAAUAAAAGAAACAGGCAGCAUCACAACAGGAACCUGUCCCACCCAAUUAACAAUCACGCAUCUCAGGUUCGAUCCCCUAAAAUGGCCAACGUUGGUCAGGAAAUGUUAGGAAUCAGUAAACCUCAGAAGGAGGUACCUCUGGUGGAACCCCAGCAGCUGACGCAUCUAAAUUCAGACGAGGAGGAAGACGAGUCCCACGAUGAGGUGGGGUGCCUCAAUGAGGAUGCACCAAACAAAGAGCUUCAGCGAGAUGUUGCGCUUCUCAUGGGUGACACACCAAGCCCAACACCCAGUGUGAUCAGUAUCCACAGUGAACCAACAGAUGGUGAAGAUGUAGAAGACGACAAAACACAGUUAUGUUGUCCAAGAGAGUGUAAAGAGCAGUGCCUAUGCGAGGUAUGCAGAAACACCAGUGUGACUAUGGAACGAGUAUGUUCCCUUAGCAGUCCUGACAGCAGUCUCAGCACCAGUUCAUUUGCAUCCAAUUCUCUGCACUCCAGCCCGUCUGCAUCACCCUGCAAAAGACCCAACAGUAUGUCUGAAGAUGAUGGUCACGAGAGUGGCUGUGAAACAAUAGAGGGCUCCCCUAGAUCCAAUACAUCAACGUCACCCCAUGGCAAAAGUCCCUAUUGUUUCCUGGACAACAGUAACCAUAACAGCCGCCCAACUUUAGGUGCUGUAGUAGCACCAUUGCCUUCCCCUACAGUGCAUGGGAGGAGUCCUCGGGAUAUAAGGACAAUGGUGGUUCCACCAAUGAGAGUGCAAAACAACAACAUUCAUGGAAGACAGGAGCGUUUCCAGAGAACCGAGUUGUGGUCCCGAUCCAAAGGGCGCUGCAACAUUGCAGGACAGCAGAGCACUACCGCUAUCCCCUUCCUCCAAUCAACUCCUCUUAUGUCAUGGCAACAAAAACUGCACCAGCAGCAGCACCCCCCCUUGGGCCUUGGACAGGUGCAGCCAUUCGUUACAAACCACAACAUCAAAGAGUGGAACGGCAACUAUGGGCCGCUACGACCUCAUGCCUUCAUUCCCCCUACCGUCCACACACACAACUUUCCCCACCUACCGCACAGCAGCCCCACACACAAGUUAGGUGCCCCCCACACACACACCCUGUUGUCCUACCCUCCCAGCGGCCCCCUUACCACAGCCCCCCACCCCAUAUUGACCUCUCAUCCACCUCCACUACUUCAGCACAGCUACAGCCUCUCCCACGCCCCAGGGGGAGCUAUAGUCCACCAAGUGAACAUGGGCCUCAGCAGCCAUUCUCAGCAUCCUGGCUACCACAGGCUUCUCCCCUCACCUUCAGUCCACACACUUCAACAGCCUGGCUACACCCACCACCCCCACCAGUUCAAGCCAGCCUUCCGCCCUCCACCACCCGCUCCUCACCCAUACAUGGCGUCGCCAGCCGCCUAUACGGGCUUCCCUCUGAGUCCCACCAAACUGGGCCACCACCCUCAGUUCUCUUAUAUUUGA